UCUGCCUGCACUGAGCUCCUCAGUUUCAAACAAGAUCCUGCUCCCUUUUGUCAUGGAGUUGACCAAAAUGUCAGACAUGACGAAGCUCCAUCAAGCUGUGGCCGUCGGGGACUUCCGUGCAGUGAAGAAGAUUUUGAAGAAAGGUCUCUGCGACCCAAACUACAAGGAUGUGGACUGGAAUGACCGAUCCCCACUUCACUGGGCUGCAAUCAAAGGGCAUUUGGAGGUGCUGAAGCUCCUCAUACGAUACGGAGCCAGACCCUGCCUGGUAACUGACGUGGGCUGGACCCCAGCUCAUUUUGCAGCUGAGUCGGGCCACCUGAAGGUGCUCCAAACUCUCCAUGCAUUGCACGCCGCCAUCGACGCCCCUGACUUCUUCGGAGACACCCCGAAGAGGAUCGCGCAGAUCUACGGGCAGAAAGCCUGCGUGGCGUUCCUGGAGAAGGCCGAGCCCGCGUGCCGGGACCACCGCCGCACUGCCAGGCAGCAGGGGCUGCCGCUGGACCAGUGGGACCAAGACUGGGAGGCCAAGAAAAGGGAGAUGGAGCGAUCUCUUCCUUCCUCGAAUCAAAACACAAACAAGAAAAAGCCUAGGGGGAGUCGAGGCCCCACCACGAGAAGGAGAGUGUGA
Molecule: messenger RNA, 631 nt
Organism: Molossus molossus (Pallas's mastiff bat)
Lineage: Eukaryota; Metazoa; Chordata; Mammalia; Chiroptera; Molossidae
Gene: ANKRD66
Product: ankyrin repeat domain 66
Exons: 4
Coding region: 53-631 (192 amino acids)
Molecular function (GO): protein binding
Source: RefSeq, a predicted model, not a curated record